Oncorhynchus masou masou (cherry salmon) is the source of this 3146-nucleotide messenger RNA. Its product is annotated as zinc finger protein 239-like. NCBI's taxonomy places the organism in Eukaryota, Metazoa, Chordata, Actinopteri, Salmoniformes, Salmonidae. The record is from RefSeq and is a predicted model, not a curated record. Gene Ontology annotation, molecular function: RNA polymerase II cis-regulatory region sequence-specific DNA binding; DNA-binding transcription factor activity, RNA polymerase II-specific. The transcript is spliced from 2 exons. Bases 238 to 1398 code for a protein of 386 amino acids. Gene Ontology annotation, biological process: regulation of transcription by RNA polymerase II.
UCCAACAACAACAGCUUGCCAGACACCUCGGCAGCUUUCUAGCAAACAUAGCGACAACAUUCACGCUCUUUACACUGUUUUGGUGUAUAUUAGUCGCUGUGUAUUCAACACACUUCUCUCGUAUGUACUUGUUGGCCCAUUUAAUUAUAUAUUUACGUUGUUUGUCAGCUAGCUGGUUUGCUAAAUUAGUUUAGGACUAGGCUAGUCGCUAAUGCUAACUAGCUAACAUCCCCGAACAUGAGUUCACUAAACUACUCUACUCCUGAUAAAGAAGAGGAGGUCUGCUGGACGGAGAAAGAAGGUCUUGUGAAAGAGGAGGAGGAAGAGAAGGAUGUUACAAUACAAAAACAAGCAGAGGGUGAGGCUGUUACUGUGAAAGAAGAAGAGACAGACGUUUCAGUGAAAGAAGAGGACGACGCGUUCAGAGUGAAAGAGGAGGAUGUUACAGUAAAAGAAGAGGAGGAAGAGAAAGAGGGUGCAGUUUUUAGAGUGACAGAGGAGGAGGAGAUGACUGUCACAUUGGAGGAAGGAGAGGAGGUUGGAGAUCUAGUUAACACCAGAGAGAGACAAGACUUUCUUGGAUCCUCUGUGGAGCCUCAACAACACCAUGAUGCUGAUGAGGCAGAGAAGAGUCUCUCCAGAUCAGAACUCCUCAAGAAACACCAGCGAAUACACACAGGAGAGAAAUCUUACUGCUGCUCUGACUGUGGGAAAAGAUUAAACUCUUCAGUAAAACUUAAAAUACAUCAAAGAAUUCACACUGAAGAGAAACCUUUUGGCUGUACUCUAUGUGGGAAGAGUUUUGUUAGUUCUAGUAAACUGAAGAGACACCAGAGAACACACACAGGAGAGAAACCUUAUAGCUGUGAUCAAUGUGGGAAGAAAUUUACUACAUCUAGCUAUCUAACUAUACACCAGAGAACACACACAGGAGAGAAAUCUUAUACUUGUAAUCAAUGUGUAAAGAGUUUUACUCAGCUAAACAGCCUGAUAGUACACCAGCGGACACACACAGGAGAGAAACGUUAUAGCUGUGAUCAGUGUGGGAAGAGUUUUACUAAAUCUAGCUAUCUACCUAUACACCAGAGAACACACACAGGAGAGAAACCUUAUAUCUGUGCUCAAUGUGGGAAAAGAUUUGCCAGAUCUAGCUAUCUAACUAUACACCAGAGAACACACACAGUAGAGAAAUAUUUUGGCUGUGAUCAAUGUGGGAAGAGAUUUACCAGAUUUAGCUAUCUAACUAUACACCAGAGAACACACACAGGAGAUAAACCAUAUAGCUGUGAUCAAUGUGGGAAGAGUUUCGGUACAUCUGGCUGUCUGACAGAACACCAGAGAACACACACAGGACAGAAUCUUUAUAGCUGUAAUCAGUGUGGGAAGAAAAAUCUGUGACCAGAGAUAAUCUGGUAAAAGAUCUCUGAUUAAACAUCAGAAAAUACAUGUUGUUUCGUGAUAUCAAUGAAAUAAUGUGGAAGUGUUUUUUAGUAACGCCAAAAUGUAGAAUGUUUUAACAUUGGAGUAGCAGUAUUCUAAUGAUGUCACAAUGUAGAAUGUUUUAACAUUGUAGUUGCUGUAUUUUAAUGAUGUCACAAUGUAGAACCCUAAACGUUUGCUCUGAAUUGAGAGUUUUAUGAGAUUUAACAAAAAUAGAGUUGUGUUACACUUACCACGUUGAUGACCCACUUGAAUCAAAAUGCAACACUUCAAAAUGUUUAGGUUUUCAAUAUAUCCCAAACUGUUUCUACAUAUUGGUUAUUGAUUUGGACACGUUAAAAUGUAAUUCAAAAGACGUUGAAAAGACUAUGCCCGACAUCCAAUAUAUGUUCGGUUAUAGUUGAAAGUGAUGUAUUUUCGGGUUGUUUUUUUAAAAAUUACUUGAAAACAACAACAACGUACUUGCAGCCUAUACACAUGGACGCAGUGUAAUGAAUUGGUCUAUAAUCAAUUUUAUUAACAAUCCUUAUAUCCCUCUAGUAUUUGACAACAUUCAAGUGCUAAUUAUCUUUAUUCCACAACUGAAGAAUCAUGAACAAAUCACCUCAUAUUUCAAACAUCCAGCCUGACAAAAGAUACAUGUUUUAUUAUUCCAUGCCUCAUCAUUAAAUUCAUUAUUGCCCACACAUAUUAACAAAGGGGUGUACAUUUGCUUUUGAUAUUUCAUGUUUACAAUUCAUGUUACAUUUAGUAAUCAUAAUUAUUGAUGCAACCGACUGACAAUUUUUGGGUACUAAUUAUAUUGAAAUUGUUAUCCUGCUUUUAGAAUAUCAGGGAUCAUUCUCAGAUGUACCAACCCACAUGUUCUAGAGCAUGACAUUGGGGUCUGGGCCCCGAUCCAACAACAUGCCUAUCGGGAUAUUGCAGGAGUUUGCUCUUGAAAUCAGACACGGCUAAUACAAUUUGAUUUGAGUUUCAUUUGGGCUCGUUCCAAGGGGAUGAGAGUUCUAGAUGCUUCUGAGUUUUAGGAGGACAAGAGUUCUAGAACCUAGUGAGUUUUAGCAGGACGAGAGUUCUAGGAUUCUAUAGAAAGUAAAAGGAGAAAAAAAUGAUAUGAUUGUAUAUAUUUUUUUCAUUUAUGUUUUGUGGUUGGACUUUAGUAUGUCUAGCUCGUUAGCACGUAUGAUGCACUGAUUGGUGUCACCUCGUUAGUCAGUAUGUGUUACACCUGUACUGGCUUGUCCAUCUGGUUAGUGGGAAGGUGUUUCACCUGAGCUUGUCCAGGUUCUAUUUAAGAGUGUCUGGCCCAGUGCUCCAGUUGUCUUGAUAGAUGUGGAGAGUCAACACCUUUUUGGUUUGCUUCCUAUCUAAGUUUGGUGUGGGUUUUUCUUUUGUUUGCCACUUGGGCAGAUUUACUGGGUCUCAUGGUGGGUGUCUUUUAGGUCCCAGUUGUUCUUACUAGUCAACUUUCAGUGGACACCCCUAUAGAGUGUCUUUCAGAACCCCUCCUAAAAAAAAGCUUACAUUUUGGGUUGGAUAUUGCAUCCAAUUAAUAUUUUAAUCAAUGGAAUUUCCUUAUGCUCAUUAGUCUUUCAGUUGUUAGUUCUGUUUUUUAUCUUAUGUUUGUUGUUAAUUUCAGUUUAUUUUCAUUGUGUUGCAUCCAAGUCUGAAAUGUGCUGUAUAAAUAAAGCUUAAUUUGAUUUGAA